GAAGCGGCCCAGGCUAGCGCAGGGUGUGCGUCGGCGUCGCAGCCACCAGAGGGAUUCUGGGUAACGGCCCCAGCCGGCUGGGGCGGCUGGCUCAGCGUAGCAGGUUCUGCUCACGCCAAGUCGGUUGGCAGUAGGGAUAGUCGGGCCAGGGGCAGCUGGACAUGGAGCAGCCGUGGCCACCGCCAGGACCUUGGACCCUUCCUCGGGCAGAGGGUGAGGCUGAGGAAGAGAGUGACUUGGACGUGUCCCCCUGUUCUCCCCGCUGCCCGCAGCUGCCGGGCGGCAGCGCCCAGAUGUAUAGCCAUGGAAUUGAAUUGGCUUGCCAAAAGCAAAAAGAGUUUGUGAAGAGCUCUGUGGCAUGCAAAUGGAAUCUCGCUGAAGCUCAGCAGAAACUUGGUAGCUUAGCACUGCAUAACUCUGAGUCCUUGGAUCAGGAACAUGCCAAAGCACAAACAGCAGUGUCAGAACUGAGGCAACGGGAAGAAGAAUGGCGGCAGAAAGAAGAGGCUCUAGUACAAAGAGAGAGAAUGUGUCUGUGGAACGUGGAUGCCAUUAGCAAGGAUGUUUUUAAUAAGAGUUUUAUAAAUCAAGAUAAAAGAAAAGAAACAGAAGAUGAAGAUAAAUCAAAAUCAUUUAUGCAGAAAUAUGAGCAAAAAAUCAGACAUUUUGGUAUGUUAAGUCGAUGGGAUGAUAGUCAGAGAUUUUUGUCUGACUAUCCAUACCUUGUAUGUGAAGAAACUGCUAAAUAUCUUAUUUUAUGGUGUUUUCAUCUAGAAGCUGAACAGAAAGGGGCUCUAAUGGAACAAAUAGCACAUCAAGCUGUUGUAAUGCAGUUUAUUAUGGAAAUGGCCAAAAACUGUAAUGUGGAUCCAAGAGGAUGUUUUCGUUUAUUUUUCCAGAAAGCCAAAGCAGAGGAAGAAGGUUAUUUUGAAGCAUUCAAAAAUGAACUUGAAGCUUUCAAGUCAAGAGUCAGACUUUAUUCUCAAUCACCAAGUUUUCAACCUGUGGCUGUUCAGAAUCAUGUUCCCCAUUCUGGUGUUGGAUCUAUAGGUUUAUUAGAAUCCUUACCACAGAAUCCAGAUUAUCUUCAGUAUUCUAUCAAUACAGCUCUCUGCGGUUUAAACUCAGUGGUACAUAAAGAAGAUGAUGAACCCAAAAUGAUGGACACUGUAUAAUUUGGUUAAGACUGCUGAAGCCAAGUGCUAUUUUGUUACAAGAAAGGAAGAACUUGGCUAUUUUCUUGACACUUUUAUGGGUGCUGCACUUUAUUUUUGUUUGGUUUUUGAUGGGAGGGAAAAAAAGAGUACUGAAACGUUUUGUAAAUUUUUUUUUUUUUAUGUGCUGCUAGGUCUUUUUGUUUUGUUUUUCUGAAGAGAGGAGUGGUACGAUAUGUUUCAGGAAGUCAAACUGGACUUUUUUGGGGGGUUUUUGGCUACUAAAAUUUGCCUUUAAUCUUACUGUUCUCAAUUUUGGAAUCAAAGUAUGAAAAUCUGCACAAAUGCAAUGUUUACAAGAACUGGUUGAUUCUAGGAGGCAUCUGCUACAGUCUUUUUUUUAUAUGGAUAUGUACAUGUCCUCUGCAAAAAUGAUUAAAGAUAAAAAUGUACUUGUAUCCUACUGCUAAUUUAGCUGUCAAAUCUGGUGUUUCAUCAUAUUAAAAGCAAUAAAUCAGUAGUUCAUAA
Messenger RNA from Camelus dromedarius (Arabian camel), 1682 nucleotides. It is a transcript of the gene CDC37L1, whose product is annotated as cell division cycle 37 like 1, HSP90 cochaperone. The coding region runs from base 162 to 1175 and encodes 337 amino acids. Gene Ontology annotation, biological process: protein stabilization; protein folding. The transcript has 7 exons. Gene Ontology annotation, cellular component: cytoplasm. Gene Ontology annotation, molecular function: protein-folding chaperone binding; heat shock protein binding. NCBI's taxonomy places the organism in Eukaryota, Metazoa, Chordata, Mammalia, Artiodactyla, Camelidae. The record is from RefSeq and is a predicted model, not a curated record.